AUGCUAAAGCCUUACGAUCGUUGUAAGAAGCAUUCAGAUUGUUAUUGUGAUUAUUAUGAUAUUAAUCACAAAUAUGAUAAAUGUGAUUCAACAUGUGAACGAAAAAAUGCAUUUUGGGGUCGAGAUACUUUACUAAAAGAAAUUACUG
Molecule: messenger RNA, 148 nt
Organism: Racocetra persica
Lineage: Eukaryota; Fungi; Glomeromycota; Glomeromycetes; Diversisporales; Gigasporaceae
Source: the annotation of a GenBank genome assembly